GUUUAUACAAGCGUCGCAUUUACUCAGAUCAUAUUUGGAGAAGAGAAGACGAAUUUUUACGUUUUAAAUUGCAAUGCUAUAUUCUUCAAUGGAGGUAGAUGGCCAGACCGGCUGGUAUGAUACCCUGCACAAUGAUGAGCCUGAUAAAUGGCAAGAGGCCUUAAUAUGGAUAAAGAAUUCUGUGAUUGGAAAUAACAAGCAGAAAGCUAAUGCUAUCAACCAUGGGGCUGUUCCAAGGUUAUUACAGUGGUUAGUGGAUGAAGAUGCCCCACAGCAGAUAAGAACAGAUGCAGCCAUUGUGAUGGGAUCUAUUGCUAAAGGAACCGUAGACAAUAUAAACACCCUAGUGGAAGAAGGCAGUGUCUCUGUACUAUUCAAAGGUUUGAGCAACCCGAAUCUUCCAUUUGUCGAGGCUUGUUUACGAUGUUUGAGGACCAUCUACAUGAGCAACUCUAACUGUGUUAGCUUUAUCUAUCAGGAUCCUACAGUUAUACCUCAUCUGGUGAACAUAAUGCCGCAGUCGGUCUGUACACAGGAAUGCAUCACCCAUAUUCUAGCCAACUCAUGCCAGACGGCAGAACAUCAGAAUAAACUGUGCAGGAGUCAGAUUGUACCUCCUCUCGUGUCACUCAUUGCCGGGAAUGUCUAUAAAGUACAAAUGCCGACCUUGAAAUGUCUGGCAAUGCUGGUGAAGGACAACGACGAGACGAGCGCUACUGUUGCAAAUGCCACACAUAAUGGAGAACCAUUCCCAAAUCUUUUGGUACAGUUAUUGUAUAGGGAUAAGACUUCAGAGAUGCAAAUUCUAGCUGCCAAAGUGCUAGCCUACAUGUGCCGAGGUGGUGCUAUUGACCCACAAAAUCCUAAAAUAGCCAUGAAGACACUGCCAUGUUUGAUCAGGAUGUGUAGUAAGGAUCGAACCCUGGAGGAGAACGUCGAGGGCGCGGAGACUCUGGCAUACCUCCUCGAGGUUGACGCCGGAUUACAGAGGACAGCAUCAAUAUCAGAACAUAUCAUCAAGACGCUGUCCGAAUAUCUGAAAUAUACAGAUGUACAGCAGAUUACUAGGAGUGGUAAACAAAGUGAUAUAAACUGGGGAAAUGAGAUGAAACAAGCAGCUUUUAAAGCAUUUGCAGCUCUAGGUGCCAAUGAGGAAGAUAUAAGAAAACAGAUUAUUGAGACGGAGAAUUUAAUGGACUGUGUGGUGUCUGGUCUGAACAGCAGUGAUAUGAAAGUAGCGGCUGCUGCCAUACGAUGUUUACAUAGUCUAUCACGAUCAGUACAGUUGUUGAGAACCACGUUUCAGGACCACGCUGUGUGGAAACCACUUAUGAAGAUAAUACAAGAGGGUCCGGAGGAGCUUUUACAAGUUUCUACGUCAACAAUGUGUAACUUACUGUUGGAAUUCUCACCUAGUAAAGAGUGUAUAUUGGACUGUGGAGCUAUCAACAUCUUGGUUGGCCUGACUAGUAGACCAGAUCCAGGGUUAAGACUAAAUGGAAUCUGGGGACUCAUGAAUAUGACGUUUCAAGUGGAGCAGAAAGUAAAAUCUCAAGUUGUUGAAGCAAUUGGAACCGAGCAACUGUUCAGGCUUCUGUCUGACCCUGAUGCAAACAUAGUCAUGAAGACGCUUGGUUUAUUGCGCAAUCUUUUGUCACACAAAAUGCAUAUAGACAACAUUAUGAGUAUGUAUGGAAAUCAGAUCAUGCAAGCUGUCAUCUUUAUAUUAGAGGGAGAUCAUCCACCACAAGUCAAAGAACAGACAUUGUGUAUUCUGGCAAAUGUUGCAGACGGCGAUCAGGCCAAAGAUUACAUUAUGGGUAAUGAAGAUGUUCUUAAAAAACUCAUGAAUUACAUGUUACAUCUGAGUGUGAGUCUUCAAAUAGCUGCCACAACAUGUAUAUCUAACCUUGUUUGGAACGAAGAAGAAGGUGCGUAUGUACGGCAAGCAAAACUACGGGAAAUGGGUGUACAGACUUUGCUACAGAAACUACUCAGUACCAAUGAUUCUGUUCUCUUUGAAAAGGUUAAAACAGCUUUACAGCAGUUUACCUGACAAAGUGACAGUCAAACUGUACUAAUUGUUGACCUCUCAACUUUCUAUGUAUGAACAUUGGAUACUCAAUAUAGAUGAUGAUCAAGUUGAAAAGCUGAAAACUUUUUAUGUGAACUAUGGAUUGAACAAAUGGACGAUUAAAGUGAAAAUGUUUAUACCUGUACAUGUAUGUAACAUUAAUAGUGGAUGAUUGGUUCUAUUUAAUUUAUGAAAGUGUUUCAUGUUAAUGAAUAUAUUGAUAUUUGUUAAAAGUUU
Ruditapes philippinarum (Manila clam) is the source of this 2311-nucleotide messenger RNA. Its product is annotated as armadillo repeat-containing protein 8-like. The coding region runs from base 74 to 2056 and encodes 660 amino acids. Gene Ontology annotation, cellular component: GID complex. Gene Ontology annotation, biological process: proteasome-mediated ubiquitin-dependent protein catabolic process. Gene Ontology annotation, molecular function: protein binding. The transcript is spliced from 19 exons. The record is from RefSeq and is a predicted model, not a curated record. Lineage: Eukaryota; Metazoa; Mollusca; Bivalvia; Venerida; Veneridae.